Pyricularia pennisetigena is the source of this 2898-nucleotide messenger RNA. RefSeq lists its product as uncharacterized. Gene Ontology annotation, biological process: transmembrane transport. The record is from RefSeq and is a predicted model, not a curated record. Bases 1 to 2898 code for a protein of 965 amino acids. Gene Ontology annotation, molecular function: oligopeptide transmembrane transporter activity. NCBI's taxonomy places the organism in Eukaryota, Fungi, Ascomycota, Sordariomycetes, Magnaporthales, Pyriculariaceae. The transcript is spliced from 3 exons.
AUGGCCAGGUCAGACAAGGCCAGCGAGGCCAAGCCUCCUGAGAUGCCCGACCUGUCAUCUUCCGACUCUAUUCUGUCUCCCUCGGGCUCCAGGGUAGACUCGGAUACCAAAGAGAAGCAUGCGACUGUGCAGACGACCAGAACCUUGACCGAUAACACUGCAGCAAUGUCUCCGUCGGCCACGCGAGAUGAGCCAGCCGCCUUUGAAGAGAUCGCAGCAGCAGCGCCGACCGCAGUGGAGUCGCCGCAGCGAGACGAAAUCGAGGAGAUUGUCGAAAAGAUGGGCGACGGGGCCGUGGGCAUCACUCCAGAGAUGCGCGCCAAGGUAGAGGCGUAUUAUGGGCGCAAGGCCGAGGAGGAGAACCUCGCGCCAUCGGCCGACGUCGUGUACAUCCUCGACAAGAUCGCGCUAAUGUCGGAGGAGCAGGCCUUGGAGAUUCUCGUCAGGGCCAUCGACUUUCACAGCAUCGAUCCAAACUUUCCCAGUGCAACCAUGGCAAAGAUCAAGCUGUUGGUCCAGGGGCAAAAGGCUUCGGGGCUUGAUCCGGCAGACUAUGAUUUUGACGUAAAGACUGAGGCGGCUAUAAUUUACCAUCACUCGCCCUACCCCGAGGUCCGCUCCGUGACCAUGCCAGGAGACGACCCAAACACACCCUGCGAAACGCUCAGGGCGUAUCUUCUAGGCCUCAUCUUCACCGCCGGCUGCACAGCCAUCAACACCUUCUUCUCCCCACGUCAGCCCAGCAUCGAGAUCAAAGCCCAGGUGAUGCAGCUCCUGCUCGCGCCCUGUGGGAAGUUUGUGGCAAAGGUCCUGCCGGACCGAGGCUUCACCUUCAAGGGGACCAGGUACACGCUCAACCCAGGGCCCUGGACCUACAAGGAGCAGGUGCUGGCCACCAUCAUGUUCACCAUCGCCAACAACGUCGGCAACGUGUACUACGUCUACCUGGUCCAGCGGAUGCCGCAGUAUCUCGGAAACACGUGGGUCACCUUCUCGUACGAGAUCGUGCUGGCGCUGGCCACGCAGUUCUUCGGCCUGGGCUUCGCGGGGCUCCUCCGCCGCUUCGUCGUGUACCCGGUGACGGCCGUAUUCCCCAAGGUCUUCCCGGCGCUCGCGUUGAACCGGGCGCUGGUCCUGCCCGAGAAGAACAAGGGCGAGGUCGUCAACGGGUGGCGGGCGUCGAGGUACCGCUUCUUCCUGACGGCGUUCGCGCUCAUGUUUUUCUACUUUUGGAUCCCAAACUACCUCUUCAAGGCCGUCAGGUCCUUCAACUGGAUGACUUGGAUCGCGCCCGAGAACUUCACGCUGGGCAUGAUCACGGGCUUCUGGGGAGGCAUGGGCUUCAACCCGCUGCCGACGUUUGACUACAACGUCGCGGGGAGCUCCGUGCUGGUCACGCCCUGGUUCUCCGCCAUACAGCAGUACUCGAUGCGGGUCCUCUCGGGCCUGAUCAUCAUCGGCAUGUAUUGGGGGAACAUGUACUGGUCUGCGUAUAUGCCCAUCAACAGCAACGAGGCCUUUGACAACACCGGCGUCAAGUACAACGUCACAAGAAUACUCAACGACGACCGCACUUCGAUCAAUCUGGACAAGUACCGGGACUGUGGCCCACCUUUCUUCUCGGGCGCCAACGUCUUUGGCCAAGGAGCCUGGUUUGCAUGGUAUCCCAUGACCCUCUUCAGCGUCACCAUACAGUACUGGGACUCGAUCAAAAGAUCCGCCAUCGACAUGUGGAACGGCAUCCGACACGGCAGAUCCAUCUACGAGUCGUACGACGACCCGCACACGCGGCUCAUGAGCGUGUACCCCGAGGUGCCCGACUGGUGGUUCCUCGCAGUGCUCGUGACCUCGCUGGCCCUGGGCAUCACCGCCCUCCAGGUCUGGCCCGUGGCGCUGCCGGUGUGGUCGCUGUUCGCCGUGGUGGGCAUCAGCGCCAUCAUGCUGGUGCCCUCGGUGCUGAUCAUGGCGUCGGCGAACGUGACCAUGGGCUUCAACGUGCUCUUCCAGCUCCUCGGCGGCAUCUGGUUCGUCGGGAACCCCGAGGCUCUCAUCCUGGUGGUGGCCUUUGGGCAGAACUUUGACGCGCAGGCCCACGACUACAUCUCGGACCAGAAGAUGGGCCACUACGCCAAGGUGCCGCCGCGGGCCGUGUUCCGCGCGCAGAUGAUAGCCGUCCUCGUCAACUGCUUCAUCUUCGUCGGCAUGCUGGACUGGAUGGUGCUCAACUACAACGACGGGACCCUGUGCCGCUGGGACAACGCGCAGCACUUUGUCUGCACCAACGCCGUGCUCGUCUACGCGUCGUCCAUCGUCUACGGCGCCUUUGGCGUCCGCAACAUGUUUGAGCUGUACCCCGUCCUCCCCUACUGCUUCCUGAUCGGCGCCGUGGUCGGCAUCGCCUGGGGCGUGGGGAGGCGGUUCGGCGGCCGGCUGCGCUCGUGGCUGCGGUCGCGGUCCUCGGCCGAGCGCCACCGCCGCCUCCUCCACUCGCUCGACAGGUGGGUGUUGGGCCCGGCCUCGCGCCUGUACUGGUUCGACCCGGCCGUGGCCUGGGCCGGCGCGCUCAACUGGACCGGCGGCAACAACCUGUCGUACGCGACCGUCGGCAUCUACCUCAGCUUCUUCUUCAUGUACCACGUCAAGCGCCGCUACGGUCCCUGGUGGGAAAAGUACAACUACCUGCUCGAGGCCGGCUUCGGCGUCGGCAUCGCCGUGAGCGCCACCAUCCAGACCUUUGGGCUCGCCAUGACCAGGACCGAGCUGUCGUGGUGGGGCAACACCGUCACCACGGCCGGCGUCGACUACCGCGCUUACAACCAAAACGCUACCUUGCUGCCGCUGCCCGACGUUGGCUUCUUUGGGCCGACCGCGGACCGGUACCCGAUGAGGUUUUCCUGA